This is a messenger RNA of Synchytrium microbalum, 2067 nucleotides long. RefSeq lists its product as uncharacterized. The transcript has 11 exons. Gene Ontology annotation, molecular function: RNA polymerase II complex binding. Gene Ontology annotation, biological process: response to UV; transcription-coupled nucleotide-excision repair. The record is from RefSeq and is a predicted model, not a curated record. Gene Ontology annotation, cellular component: chromosome. Bases 1 to 2067 code for a protein of 688 amino acids. NCBI's taxonomy places the organism in Eukaryota, Fungi, Chytridiomycota, Chytridiomycetes, Synchytriales, Synchytriaceae.
AUGGAGCUCCCAGAACUUAUCGAGCAUCUGGUUACUCGGGGAUCAGCCACAUUAGAAGACGAUACGCUCCAAGCCAUCAAAGCUGAAUGCAAGCAAUCGGACAACCAUGUACAAAUGGCAUAUACUUGUAUCAUGGACCAGCUCAAGAAGCCGCACGCUCAAAUACGAUAUUCAUGCGUUCAGCUGGCCGAUGUCUUGUUUACAAGAUCUCACGAGUUUAGGAUAUGCAUGCUGGACAAUAUGCCAACAUUCUUACCACUAGUACUUGGAAUAAACGAUACUAAACUGCCACCGCCCAAGGAAUGGGGUGUCAAGUUGAGGCAGCUGGCUACUAGUACGCUCAAGCAAUGGCAUGAUAAGUUUGGUGCUGGGUAUAAGCAGCUUCGAUUGGCGUUUACAUACCUGCAAGAGAAUGCAGGAGUGUCUUUCGCACACGAGGAUAUCUAUUUCGGGCCAACGCGGGAACGAGCUUCGAGAGAUACAAGAUCGCAAGAAGUGAGAUUGCAAAAGUAUAAUGCUGCCGUCGCAGAGAUGGAGAAACAACGUCCCGACGUGUUGGAAAACCUCAAAGUCAUGAACGGCUGCUUUGAAAUUCUAGUACCGCGACUAGACGCUCAAACACCACCAGCACCUCCUCCGCAAUCACAAGAUGCAAACCUCUCGCAUCAGAAUAUGGCACAAGAAUAUGGCCUUGGAUCUAAUAGUUAUGAAUUGGUCAUUCAAGUGCCUAAAACGAUAAACGUAACAGAGACCAAGGAGAAUGCGGUAGUGUUUCAAACUCUGAGAGAGGCAUAUAAGGAGUUGUUGAGUCAUCGGCAACAGAUCUUGUUGUGGUUGGAUAUUAUUACCAAGUUUGGAGUUGAGGACCCUACUCGCCGAAAUACCAUCCUGCGCAAAGCAGUAGAUUUGAAAGCAGCCAUCGACGAUGUGAAAUUACAGGCAUUGGCAUUGUCUGUGCCACUAGAGCUGCCGCACGAAACUGGAGACGAUGAGGACUAUGAAGAGGAGGAGGAAGACGAUGAUGAUGACGAAUUCGUAGAAGUGAAAGCUUCAUCAUCAUCUAACAAACCCAAGGUCGUUGCUCUACCAAAACCUGCUCAGAAAACAGGAACAAGACCUGACGAAAUCCUUCCUGUUUACGGAGCUAGUGUUGUCACUCCUGCGCUAGGAAACGCUCCUAUAUUCGCUUCUACAAAGAUUAAUCCAGAUGUGAAGGGGAAGAAGCGAGAUGCUUCGGAUGAUGCUGAUCCCAGGCAUUCAAUUAGUUCUGUGAAAAGGACCAAGAUCUCCAGACUACCUAUAACUAUCGUUCCACCUGGAACAAUUGUAGAUACUGAAUCAAAUCUGAGGACAAUAGCUCCAGUCGUUGAAUAUGCAGAUGACUUGUUCUAUUGGGAUAAGCAGGAAGUGGCAUUCAACAAGACUGGAAUAGAUUUCGCUCAUAGAUUCUAUGGCUCUGUGCAAGAAGAGCACAUGCUAUCAGAAGAUACCUUGGCUGAUUUGAAGAAGCGAGUGGUUUUUGUCACCCACGAACAAGAAGAAAUAACACCAUGUAGAGCUCGUCUCCCAAACGGCAAACUGUGUCCACGGCGAGACAUUGAAAUAUGUCCCUUCCAUGGUCGCAAAGUCGCUCGCGACGAUGCUGGUAUAGCACUCGAUACCAAAGACCAACAACGAGAUGCAGAACGUGAGCUCGAACGUCAACGACGUAAAGCUACUGCCCUGCUAGGAUCGUCGUCGGCUGCAUCAGGCGCAAAUGGGACUGAAUCUGAUAUCUUGUGGCAGCAGAUUGCAUAUGAUGUACGAGUUAAUCUCGGGCUUGAUGGUGUUGGAAGGCCUAUUAAUGGCACAAGAGUCGCAAAGAAGGAGGAAGGACGAGGUGGUGCGAGAGGAGGGCAGUCAAAUAAGAAUGGGUCUGAAUUGAUUGAUCUUAAAAAGAAGAAGGAGACACCCAAACAGCGGAUUGUCAAGAAGCUUGAAGCUGCUAAAGCUAGUGUGGAGGCUGAUUUGGAGUAUGAAGCUUCUAUACGCUCCAAAGACAGGAACGCUUUUCGGGCUGGGAACUAG